UUCCAAACAAGAUAUUAAACAUCUUAUCUUUUUUUAUUGCUCUUUCGAAUACAAAUUUAGAAGUUACAGGGAAAAAUUACAACUUUCUUAUAGUUGAGGGACCGUAAUGUUAAUUCGUGCUUCUUUCUUUAGUUCAUCUGUUCCUCUAUACUAUUUUGAACCUGAACGAGAAAAUAAAGCCGAAAAUUCUUGACGACGCGAAAAUCCAAAUUCAAUGGAGUCUUGCCCUUCUGUAAAGAACAUUCUACUUCUUGAUUCAGAAGGAGAUCGAGUAGCUGUUAAGUACUAUUCAGAUGAUUGGCCAACUAACAACGCUAAAGAAGCAUUUGAAAAGUCUAUUUUCACCAAAACUCAGAAAACCAAUGCUCGAACAGAAGCUGAAAUAGCAAUGAUUGAGAACAAUGUUGUGGUCUACAAAUUUGCUCAGGAUCUUCACUUCUUUGUCACUGGUGGAGAUGAUGAAAAUGAGCUCAUUUUAUCAACUGUUCUUCAGGGUUUCUUUGAUGCAGUUUCUCUUCUGCUUAGGGGAAAUGUGGAUAAAAAGGAAGCACUUGAAAAUUUAGAUCUCAUUUUGUUGUGCCUUGAUGAAAUUAUCGAUGGAGGAAUCAUUCUUGAAACCGAUGCAAAUGUUAUUGCUGGAAAGGUUGCUAGCGAUAGUGUAGAUUCUGGAGCUCCUUUGUCUGAACAGACAAUAAGUCAAGCAUUGGCAACUGCACGUGAACAUUUUACAAGAUCUCUUCUCAGUGGAUAAGGAUGCUGAUUGGAGUAAAAACUAAAAAGUUGCCCAAUCAUGAUUUGAAAUUGGAUGCUUUUGCAAAUUAGAGCAUACACAUGAGAUACAAGUGUAAUGAUUUGUAGGUAAUAUGGUUAUAACUGUUUUUUAUGAUGAUGAUGACAAGGGUAUUUAUGUCUUUUGUACAAACGAAAGUUUGAGAGCGAGUCCAUGUCCCACCUUUUUGAUGGGACAAAAUAUUCUUGGACAAACUUUUUUGGGUUAUUUUCAAUACUAGGGAUGAAGAGGUUAUUUACGUCUUUUUAUAGAUCCAAUUUGUUCUACUUUUUCGGCGACACAAUAAAUUGCAAUUUUAAUUACAUUGAUAUCUUUCUAUCGAUCUGUUACAUGUCAAAUCCAAUAAAAUGUUGUUGUGUGUUGUCUUGUCUUGCUUAUGUAACAAAUAAAACCUUAGUGAUUAUAUAUGAUAUGGACCUUUUCAUUCAAAUAU
Lactuca saligna is the source of this 1223-nucleotide messenger RNA. Lineage: Eukaryota; Viridiplantae; Streptophyta; Magnoliopsida; Asterales; Asteraceae. The record is from the annotation of a GenBank genome assembly.